Molecule: messenger RNA, 2421 nt
Organism: Exaiptasia diaphana
Lineage: Eukaryota; Metazoa; Cnidaria; Anthozoa; Actiniaria; Aiptasiidae
Product: degenerin mec-4
Exons: 9
Coding region: 475-1929 (484 amino acids)
Biological process (GO): sodium ion transmembrane transport
Cellular component (GO): membrane
Molecular function (GO): ligand-gated sodium channel activity
Source: RefSeq, a predicted model, not a curated record
UUUUAUGCGUUAAAAAAUAUUGAGCGAUCUCAUUUGCUAAUAACCGUGUUUAUAUUCAGACUGACAUGUUUGUUGUACACGCGUGCUCAAAAAAAAAGGCAUGAAGUAAAAUGCAAACAAAUUUUAUAAAAGAAAUAUAAAACGCGGCCGAGCUUGUGCCUAUUUAGGUUGAAGAAGCAAGAAAAACACUUUAUUCUACAAAGAUAAAUUGGUUAUCUUAUGCUCUCCCGCUUACCGUGUUUAUAUUUUUAAUCUCAUUCAAUAGUAUUUCUGCAUGUCUAAUAAAGCUGCUUAUGAAUAAGUCUGGCUUGUGAGUGGGUGACCUUUUACAGUCGAAUGGACUGGAGAAACUAUCUAUGUACGUUGACGAAAUCAAAACAGCAUUCCAACCUUCCGAAAUAGAGUUAAGAUCCUUAGAAAUUGCUGAUACAUGUUUCGUCCAAUUCUUUAUUCGAUCUCUGUACUGGUUUGGAGAUGACGGAAAUCCAAGGACAGAGUGCAGAACUCAUCGAGCCUUUCUGCGAGAUGAAUGUUAAACAAAAAGAAGAUACACAAAAACUACCACCCAGUGACAAAAAAGAGCAAAACCUUAUCGAGGAUUUCGGUUCGUACACAACACUUCAUGGCUUUCAUUUUACCUUGGAUUCAGGAUCAAUAUGGCGGCGAGCUUUGUGGGUGCUUUUGAUCGUCAUUGGUUUUGGGUUCCUCAUUGUGCAGAUCAAUUUUAGUGUUGGUAGACUUAACGCCAACGAGUUUACCGUACGAAAAAGUGUCGAAGUCUCGAAGAGUCUCCCAUUCCCUGCAGUCACAAUAUGCAAUCAAAAUAUGAUGAGAAAAAGUCAAAUCAUGGGAACAAUUGCACAGGACUAUUUGGAUCAAAUGGACUCGCUAAAGUUGUCUGUUGGUGGUGUGAAGCAAAAGGAUGUGCCAUCGUUUGAUGUCCAAAAGACCCUCGAAAAGGCUGGUCAUCAGUUGACUCACAUGGUUCUGAAUCAAUAUUUUCAUUUUGCUGAAGAGAGAUAUUCAUUGCAGCACUUCAUGCCAACUCUAUCAUCUUACCAUUUUGGACUUUGCUACACAUUCAAUGCAAACGGAUCUAGCGAAAUGCUAGUUGGCGCUGGUAAACGCCAAAGUCUCAAGAUUCAACUCGACGCUCAUCCAGAAGAGUAUUAUGGACCGUACAGCUACGAGGCAACAGGCUUUAAAGUUGCAAUACAUGAACCUGGUACAUACCACAACAUUGAUAAUGAAGGUUAUGAUGUAUCACCUGGGUUUUACACCAGUAUUAGAAUCAAACGAACCAAGACCAUCUCCCUGAAAGCGCCGUACGAAACAAAUUGUUCAUCAAUAAAGCUGGAAAACUUUGCCAAAUAUUCGCAGUCAGGCUGCUUCCAUACCUGUAUAUCAAAACAAUUGGCCGAUGAGUGUAAUUGCCGAGUAUUAAGCAUGGUCGAGAAAGGUAUCAACGUCACAAGAUUUUGCAAUACAACUGAGAUCAUCACAUGCAUUAGCAAAGCAUUCAAAAAGUCUCUUCAAGAUAUCAGUCCAGUGACGUGUGGUUGUCCUCAAGAAUGUGAAGCCAUUAAWUACAAUGUUAAAACRUCCAUCGCCUAUUAUCCAUCUGCCCAUCUCUGGGAUACUCUACUUCCGAUUGUGGCCAAAUUGACUGGACACAAUUCUUCGGAUCCUCAACAUAAAAUAACACUUCAAACAAUUGCAAGAAAACGCAUCGCUGUAAUGACUGUGUUCUAUGAAAACCUACUUACAGAUGUAACAGAGGAAAAACCUUCCUAUGGGAUUAGUCACCUUGGCUCGGACAUUGGAGGCAACAUGGGUCUGUUUCUUGGAUGCAGUCUCUUGACGCUGUGCGAGUUUAUUGAUCUUAUUAUUAUGGUAUGCUUGUACAGAUGGAAGAAAAUUGCAGUAUAAAUGACGAUAAUCACGUGACAAAGCUAUUUAUCGCACCAAAAGAAAUAGCAUGUUCUACGUGCAAUAAUGCAACAACUUUAACCGUCCCUUGCUUGUUAUAGUUUAAUCAAUUUUUAUUGCUUGUCUAUAGGAAAAGGACAUUUUCUUGCUUCUAUUGUAAAGCAAUAAGAAUUUUUUUCAAUUCCUAAGCUACUUCGGUUGAAUGUUGUAAGGGGUCUGUAAGCAUGUAUCAGCUGAGCAUGCAGAUUAACCCUCAGACAUGAUCAGAGUUUCUCUAUAUGUGACACUUCUAUCUACCAAAUUGAUAUCUAAAAGUUGCCUUUAGUACUAUUUAUUACAUUUCUGGGUGAUUUGUCAAAAUAACAUUUUCUUGUACAGUUAAAACUCUUACAUGAAUUUCCAGUUCUAUUACUAACAAAAAAUAUUGAUCAAAGACAUAAUCAGUAUUGUAUAUACAUGGAAUAAAUCAAUUAAAAUCCAGCAAUUACGUCA